Molecule: messenger RNA, 537 nt
Organism: Micromonas pusilla CCMP1545
Lineage: Eukaryota; Viridiplantae; Chlorophyta; Mamiellophyceae; Mamiellales; Mamiellaceae
Exons: 1
Coding region: 1-537 (178 amino acids)
Molecular function (GO): poly(A) binding
Source: RefSeq, a predicted model, not a curated record
AUGGAGGACGAGGCGAACAAACUGCGCGACAUGCAGGCCAAGGUCGAGGAGGAGAUGAACACCAUCCCCGGCGGCGCGGAAGCGAACGCGAACCGCGAAGAAGCGGACUCGCGGUCCAUUCACGUCGGCGGCGUCGACUACGCGUGCACGCCGGAAGAGUUGCAGAUGCACUUUCAAUCCUGCGGCACGGUGAACAGAGUGACGAUCCUGACGGAUAAGUACGAGAACCCGAAAGGGUUCGCGUACGUCGAGUUCCUCGAGGCGGACGCCGUCGCGAACGCGCUGCUUCUCAACGACACGGAAGUGCACGGGCGCAAGAUCAAGGUGAGCGCGAAGAGGACGAACGUGCCCGGGAUGAAAGCCGGCAGGGGCGGCCGCGGCGGCCGCGGCGGCCGCGGCUGGAACCCGUACGGAAUGAUGAUGCCGAUGAUGAUGCCGAUGCCGUACAUGGGGCGCGGGAGAGGACGUGGGCGCGGGCGCGGUGGACGCGGCGGCGGACGCGGCGGCGGCGGACGCGGCGGCGCGGCGCCGUACUGA